AUGCCUGAAGAAAACUGUACUGCCGUGACCGAGUUCAUUCUCUUGGGUUUCAUCAGCCAUCCAGGGCUGGAGUUACCUUUGUUUGUGCUCUUUCUACUCAUCUAUGUCAUGACUUUGGUGGGGAACAUAGGCAUCAUUGUGCUGGUGCGGUUCAAUGCCUGCCUUCACACCCCCAUGUACUACUUCCUAAGCAAUUUAUCCUUCUUGGACCUUAGCUAUUCGUCUACCAUUUGCCCCAAGAUGUUGGUGAAUCUGCUGACACAGCAGAAAACCAUUUCUUUAGGUGGUUGUGCAACACAGAUGUUUCUGUUUGCUGCCUUUGCUGAUGCUGAGUGCCUCCUUUUGGCUGUGAUGGCAUAUGACCGUUAUGUGGCCAUAUGUCAUCCUCUUCUCUAUGCACUUGUCAUGUCCCGCAAAGUCUGUGCCUUCAUGGUAGCUGGGGCUUAUCUCAGUGGGGGUCUGACCUCACUGAUUCACACAUGCUUCACGUUCAUGCUGUCAUUCUGUGGACCCAACACCAUCAAUCAUUUCUUCUGUGACAUUCCCCCACUGCUGAAGCUCUCCUGCUCCAACGUACAUGUCAAUGAAGUCCUCCUCUUCGCCCUGUGUGGUUUCAUACAAACCAGCACCUUUCUGAUCAUCGUUGCCUCCUACACCUGCAUCCUUUGCACCAUCCUCCAAAUCUGUGCAGUGGAGGACAGACACAAAGCCUUCUCCACCUGCACCUCACAUUUGAUGGCUGUUUUGUUAUUCUAUGGCUCCCUCCUCUUCACGUAUUUACGGCCUCUCUCCAGCUACUCAAUGGACACAGACAAAGUGAUUGCUGUAUUUUACACUGUUGUCUUUCCCAUGCUGAACCCUCUCAUCUACACCCUGAGGAACAAGGAAGUAAGGGAAGUCCUAAGAAGAUCAAGAGAGAGAAAAGUGUUUUCUCAGUCAUCUACUUAG
Messenger RNA from Tinamus guttatus (white-throated tinamou), 948 nucleotides. RefSeq names its product olfactory receptor 5AS1. Gene Ontology annotation, cellular component: membrane. Gene Ontology annotation, molecular function: olfactory receptor activity; G protein-coupled receptor activity. Lineage: Eukaryota; Metazoa; Chordata; Aves; Tinamiformes; Tinamidae. Gene Ontology annotation, biological process: G protein-coupled receptor signaling pathway. The record is from RefSeq and is a predicted model, not a curated record.